Messenger RNA from Alternaria incomplexa, 1566 nucleotides. RefSeq lists its product as uncharacterized. Gene Ontology annotation, biological process: meiotic cell cycle; positive regulation of transcription by RNA polymerase II. NCBI's taxonomy places the organism in Eukaryota, Fungi, Ascomycota, Dothideomycetes, Pleosporales, Pleosporaceae. The coding region runs from base 1 to 1566 and encodes 521 amino acids. The record is from RefSeq and is a predicted model, not a curated record. Gene Ontology annotation, cellular component: nuclear chromosome. Gene Ontology annotation, molecular function: DNA-binding transcription factor activity; DNA binding. The transcript has 2 exons.
AUGUCGUACAUACCGCUCCAGACCGUCACCGGCCCCGACCAGCAGAUGGCCAUGCCGCUUCCGCUGCAGUAUGACCAGCGCUCCAACUUCGACGCCGAGACCUUCAUUGGAAGCGAGGACGCCUACUCGACAUACCACCUCCAGCAGAUGCCCCCGCAGCUCAAGCGCUACCCCAGCACAUACGAAGACCCCUUCUCCGACGUCCAGAGCGGCUACGAGCAGUCGAUACACCCACACGAUCAGAAUGGCGUGCCGGAGAGUCCCAGCAUCGAGAGCAACAACAAGCUCCUCAGCUUCUCGCUACCCGUCGUACCGUACACCAUCCUCACAUAUGCUAUGCAAAGGGUGUCAAUAUCAAUGUCGGCACAGCUGCACGGCAUGUUCUUUCUGGCCGAAUCACCCUGGGCAACCGCAGCUGAUGUGCAGGCGCCGUCGGAAUUGACUUGCUACCGGAGGAACCUCUUCCAGAUCACCGGCACCAUCACAAUUCCCCGGAGUCUGCAGUUCCUCAUGACCGACCAAGGCGACCAAAUACCGAUUCUUGGCCAAGAACUUACCAUUUCCGCAACCGAAUCACUCGAGGGCAAUCCCGUAAAGAUAAUCUCGGUCCCGUGGAAGACGCCGGCCACGGGUAGUACAUCGACCGAAGACAAAACUGAGAAGGAGCCACCGACAUAUCCACUCGAUCUGUCGACCGGACAGGACAUGGACUCGGAGUAUGUUAGUUUCCCUAUCAGUUGGAAGCGACUGCAGUUCCGGAUAGCGACUGCAAACAAUGGGAGGAGGAAGGAGCUACAACAGCACUUUGUUGUGCGAUUGAAGGUGAUAGCAACUCUCGCUAGUGGUGUCAAAGUACCAAUAUGCGAAGUACACUCUGGUGCAAUUAUCGUGCGAGGAAGAAGCCCGCGCAACUUCCAGGCCCGCAAGGACCUGCCCAUCAGUGGCGGUUCAACAGCACGCAAAGUGCACACUCCACAGCAACCCAGCAGAACGCCAACUGGCGACACGAACCAGCACACCCCGAAGCAAACACCCAACCCACCUGCGACCUCGUCCAAGCCCAUGGACUUACUACAGAUGCCAUUCGAGUUCACUGCAAACGAAAUGCCGCCCUCACCCGACUUUGACUGGAAGAUACCAGCGGGUGCCAUGACAGCAAUACCACCCGAUCCACCUUCAUCUCAACUCCAACACGCCACACCAUACGCCCAAUCGACACCCGAGAUCUCACGAAGCGUGCCCCCGCAUCGCGCAUCUAUAGCCCCUGUCACCCUUUCCCUCACGGAUGACGAGCCCCAAAAAGCACCGUCACCUAACGACCAUCAAAGAAAACGCGCUACACCAAUGCGGCCCCCAUCCUUUUCAAUCGGCAUCAUCAACAGCCCUGAUGAGAGUGCUGAUCUCCUCUAUGAAUACUUCCCGCUUGGUCUGGAUGACUGGAUGCCGCCUGUUGAUGCUGUUUAUCGUCCGCAUGUUGUUCACCAUAUCACGCCCUUUCCGCAGGACUCCAAGGCAGAUGCGGGGAAGAGUAGGUCGAAGAGGUACUUUUCGGACGCUUGGGGUUGA